UUAUCUCAGGCUUUGCAACUUAAAGUGGUAGGAUUUGUUUUUCUUUAAAAGAUGUCGAGAAAUUUGAGUCUUCCUCGUAAAAAACCUGGAUCAACAAAACCAUCGCCGUACAAACAACGUCUUCAAACCAAUUUGCCGAAGUCCGAUAUAUCAUACGCGUCAAAAUCGUCAACACAAUUAGAAACGCGCGUUAAGAAAACUGGAACUUCUUUUACCGCCACGAACACAAACAUGACCGUGCCACGAUCACCAAAAGCAGAUUCAAACCUGUACGACUUGAUUGACAAUGACUCCAGUACAACUGGCACAAGGCCAGAGGUUCUGUCAAUAGACAGUGACUUUGACAGUGGUAACGGCCUCACAGAGAGCCCUGACCAAGAGGCUUACCCAUUUUCUAACUCAAAGCUUACACACAAAAUAAACUAUGACAGUGAAAAUGAUUUAAAAACUCCAGAGUGUAAUCCAUCUUGGUUGGGCAAAAAAGGGAAUUUGCCCAAUAUAUCAGUAAAUCAUCCAUACUACACACCCCCAACGCACCUUACCACAGCUAUGUCAAGAGUAAACCUAGGAAAAAAGGAUCUCUCUGCUGAGUUGGAGGGAAAAAAGGAUUCGCCCCCUUUAAUUGCACCGGAUCCGGUUACUGGUGGCCACAAUCGUCUGGUGAAAGGAGUUUAUGGUAGAUCGACAGUGAAUGGUCACAGUAAGGCUGUCAUUCCAUCAGUGACGGAAACAGACCGCGAGAGUCACUCUUCGAGAAGCAGCAGUGCUAGUGACAGCCACAGAAACGGGAAAACCUCUGAUGUAGAUCGAGUAGGACAAGAAGAAAUGGAUAUGAAAUUCGCCGACAUUACCCACAUGCAGUUAAAACGGUCUUUGGACCAAAUCCAUGGUGUUAAUAGUGCAAGGUCUGUAAACAGCGGGCUUUCCAACCAAAUUUAUGUUGGUGUACCUAAUGUUGCCGAUGCAUGCUACUCGCAUGAUAUGAAUGGCAACACUCAUUUUUCAAAACCGUGGCGUCAUAAUUCAGCUGGAAAUUACUACCAGCAAGGAGCACCAGCAUAUGACAAUGGUAAUGUGGCAACUCAGCCAAAUAAAUUUGACGCCAUACUCCAAGUAAAAGAUGCAAUGCUUCAAGAGAAGGAAUCAGUGAUUCUGAAACUUCGGUUACAAGUUGCCUCACUUCAGCAUCAGAUACAGGAAGGUGAUGCAGCUCUACGACAGGUGAUGUCAACACAUUAUGGAGGAAUAUCGAAAUCUUCAUCAUCGAGUAGUAACGACAGAUCGCUUGAUCUUGAGACCCAAAGAAAAAUUCAUGAUCUUGAACAAAUGCUUGGUAAGGUUGAAAACAAUCUUGAAGAAACCAAAGCUCAGGCUGCUCGAGAGAAAUCUCACAGUGAAGAGAAAGUUAAGAAACUGGAAAACCUCCUGAAAUCAAGGGAGCACACUCUUACAGAAGGCAGCAAAAAGUACAAAGUGUGCACUGAGCGGUUAGAGAAAUAUAAAAAACGUGUUGAAAGUUUAGAACGAUACCUUGGUGGGCUACCUACUGUUGAAGAAAGCAAUAAACUGAAGACUGAAGCCGAUAUCUUGGGUGUUGAACGUGAAAACAUGAUUGUAGAGAUAAAUAAAAUAAAAGAUAAACUGGAAACAAAAACAAAAGCACUCAAAGAGAAACAAAACGAACUUGACAAAGAAAUGGAAAAAUCAUCCCAUCUUGAAAGGGAAGUUCAAAAAUUGAAAGAAGAUGUUUUAAAGUUAGAAAAGUCCAAAGUGGAAUUAGGAUCAAGUGAACGAGAUCGUCUUGAGGACUUGGAGUUUGAGAUUGUUCGAUUAAAGAAGGAGAAAGAAGAUGCAGCGAGGAUGCUCUCUGCCUCGGAUAGAAGAGCUAAACAACAGCAGGAGCGACUCCAGGCUGAGGUGGAGAACCUAACACAGCAACUUUCGGAAGGAGAAGAAAGAAUUGAAACAUUAAGGAAAGAUAUGCUCAUGAAACAACAGACAGCCAACAAGGUGCAUACUGCUAUGAUGAAUCUAUCUUCACAAAACCAGCAACUUAUGGAACAAAAACUAACUUUACAAGACAAGGUUAAAGUGUUAGAAAAGGCGCAGGGCAAUUUUAAAGACGAGGCAGUCGCGUGUGCAAGAUUACAUCGUGAAACCUUUGCCGCUGUUCAGGAUAUUAAAGCUGUUUCACAAGUUCUCAUCCAAACAGCUGAAGGCAACGACCCGAACCUAUCUGCGUUGCUUGGGGUUACCACUGAACCGAAUGAAGACUCUGUGAAUAAAUUAACCGACGCUAAAACGAGCGUCGAACAAACCAACAGGAAAAUAAUCGAGGUUCGUAAACUGCGGCAAGACAUUGACGAACUACGAACCAUUAUUUCGAACCGGUACGCUGAAAGCAUAGGUGAUAACUGCACGACGCAUUGAAGGUGCUUUGUUGUUGGUAUGAAUUAUACCUGCUCGCGCGCUCAGGUUGUUUUAUCAGUAUAAGUAUGGUAUUGCCUUAAACCUUUAAAAAAAACUGUUUUCUAAAAAUCUUUUAACGACAACCCGGUUCAACCCCUAAGCACAAGCGUCCAUCAGCACAUACCUCAAUUACAAAGACAUUGUGGGAUGUUAUUACGAUUGGCUUCGGCCAACUCCGCAGGGGAUUAGAGCCUUGGCCACAUCGUUUGUGAGUUAAUGUCAUUAAGCGACACGAUGUCUCUGCAUUAUCAUCACCCUGCCAACCUCGCAUGAAAUCUCAAUUGCCAACAAUGCUCUUCGUGUUUAAGUCGAAAUUCCCAGAGUUUACACAAUAUUAUUUAUAUAUCUAAUUGCACAAAGCAUUCGUACACAUUGUAGAUCGAUCCGGCGCUGUAUAUCAUAGCUUAUAAAGCACACAAAACAAUAUCUCCUUAAUUUUUAAAGUGUUUAAGUACAACACAACUAUAUAAAGCACAGAAAACAAUAUAUUCUUAUUUAUAUUAUAUUUAUAGGUGCUUGUUCCAAUAAAAAAGGUUAUAUCGAGUUUUAAUUCUAAUUAUCAAGUGUCUUAUGCCCGCGUGUAUACAUCUGAGUGCUGCUAUAUGGUCGGUGUUAAAUAUUGUUAUUUCUAUAUUGCAUCACUGUGGUUAAAUACCGCGAAGUGAUAUGUGCUUUUACUUUGUACCGUUAUUUCAAUACAGAGAUUUAUGUACAAGAA
Ciona intestinalis (vase tunicate) is the source of this 3187-nucleotide messenger RNA. RefSeq lists its product as uncharacterized. Lineage: Eukaryota; Metazoa; Chordata; Ascidiacea; Phlebobranchia; Cionidae. Gene Ontology annotation, cellular component: centrosome. The record is from RefSeq and is a predicted model, not a curated record.